AUGGAGUCUUACAUGCCUGUCUCGUUCAGUGUAAAGAAAAGUAAAUAUUUCACAGAUGGAACGAAGCACGUGUUCCAGGAAAUACAAUCUCAAGAUUUUUUGCUUCUAAGCAUGCUUGUAGAUGAAAAGAAGCAUAUCCGAAAACUAGCUCUAAGAAGAGUAAUAACAGCGAGAAACUUAUCAACAAGACCGUUACCUAGGAACUUUGUUACCCCAAAACUUAUUUUCAGUGCAACUGACUACACAGAGAUGAUAGACUGGGGCAGAUGUCAGUAUCGUCGCCACCACUACGGCGAAGAUCAACUGAUAAAGAAAUGUCUUCAAUGA
Messenger RNA from Diabrotica balteata, 327 nucleotides. The record is from the annotation of a GenBank genome assembly. Lineage: Eukaryota; Metazoa; Arthropoda; Insecta; Coleoptera; Chrysomelidae.